UAUUGUUGUUUUGUGUUUCUUACACGCUCCUGCACAGUAUUACUUUUCACUUUUCAUUUUUGAUGGCUUCCAACUGCGCCAAUCGCUCUAAUCCUUACCAUCAAUGCACCCAAGCUUGCUCCCAAGGCACCAACCAAACCAAGAUCACCACCACACACGCAAAUAAAAACAAGAUUAAUUCAGGUUAUGGUCGAAGUGUGACAGAUGGUCAGCUUGGUACAAAGGUUAAUAAACAAAAACGAACUUACUCAGGUUGUCCUAAAGCUUCUAAUCCUUACCAUGAGUGUGAUGACAAUUGUUACAUAAGAUUAUCGGAUUCAGGUGCCCCUCCUCCGUUAAAGUUAGACAGGAAAAUUAGGGUUGGUUCUAAACCAGAACCCCCUGUUCUUGACACUGUUCCUGCCUCAAAAGUUGGAGCAAUUUACCUAUCCGAGAAGAAAAAGGUUUUUACAGAGAAAAACGAGCACGUUCCCUCUGAGCCAAUUUCUGGACACAAACAUGAUCCAGUUGUAAAGCCUUCCUAUCACAAAGACCAACCAAGGGAUAUCGAUAACGUUGCCAACCCAACGCCAACAAAUCACGACGAGAAAACAACUUCUCAUAAAGUUGUUCAUGUUGAUCACACUGAAGAAUUGGGUCGUAAUGUUUCAGCUGGCGCUUCUAGUUUCCCUGGUGGAAAUGAAGAAAAUUUAAACGAUGAGGCAGAGACGGAGUCCGUGACUUCAGAAGCCCGUGUUCAGGUUGGAAGAUACAAAGUGAAAGAAAGUUUUGUUUCCAUUCUGCAAUCUAUCUUUGACAGGUACGGGGACAUAGGAGCAAGUUGUCACUUGGAAUCAGUUGCGAUGCGGUCGUACUACGUUGAGUGUGUGUGCUUUGUGGUGCAAGAGUUACACUCCUCCUCACUAAUUCAACUGAGCAACUCCAAAGUGAAAGAAUUUUUGGCCAUUCUUAAGGAUGUGGAAUCUGCUGAACUUGACGUUGCAUGGUUGCGUAGCGCUCUCGACGAACUGGCUGAAAAUAUUGAACUCAUUAAUAAGCAGCAGGUGGUAGAGGCAGAAAAGGAUUACUCUGGUCGCGAAGUGGAGACAGUGAAAGAGGAGCUACGACAGGAGUUGGAAACUUUGGCUCAGAAAGAACAAGAGGUUGCUGAUAUCAAAGCACGAAUUCCUGAGAUCAGAGGUCGUUUGAGAGAGCUCGAACAAAAGUCAGAAGAACUGAACAAAAACAUGCUAUCUAUCAAGUCCAAUGUUGAUAAUUUGCCCAUAAAAUCGUUGGUAGAUGAACUGUUAUGUUGAGCAAAUUCGAUUGUGUUGCACCCAUCUUAAUAAGUUUCAAUGCUUAAAGGUAGAAUAGGUUGCUGAAUAAAUGCAUAAAGAGCAAUGUUUUCUUGUUUAGUUGUUAAUUAUACGAACACAUAUGUAUACUGACACACAGGGUACACAGAUGCACCCUCUCCAUUGGGUCUGAACUUUAAUUACUUGUUUCUAUUUAUGCCAACGAUAGUGUUUUUGAUCAUCAGUUUUAAAUACAUAUUUUAUUCCUGUAAAUUUUA
Molecule: messenger RNA, 1552 nt
Organism: Vigna unguiculata (cowpea)
Lineage: Eukaryota; Viridiplantae; Streptophyta; Magnoliopsida; Fabales; Fabaceae
Source: RefSeq, a predicted model, not a curated record